Messenger RNA from Elgaria multicarinata webbii, 2310 nucleotides. RefSeq names its product actin-related protein 2-like. Gene Ontology annotation, cellular component: Arp2/3 protein complex; actin cortical patch. The coding region runs from base 141 to 1325 and encodes 394 amino acids. Gene Ontology annotation, biological process: Arp2/3 complex-mediated actin nucleation. NCBI's taxonomy places the organism in Eukaryota, Metazoa, Chordata, Lepidosauria, Squamata, Anguidae. Gene Ontology annotation, molecular function: actin filament binding. The record is from RefSeq and is a predicted model, not a curated record. The transcript has 9 exons.
CAGCUCCGGCGCCUGCUCCGCCCUGCGCUGGCCCAGCCCCGAAGCCCAGGCGGCGGCGCGGCUUCCGGAGGAGAAGGCGGCGGCCGGACUCGAACCCGCGACCCGCAGGCGGUACCAGCAGUAGCACCAGCAACGCCAUCAUGGACAGCCAGGGCCGCCGAGUGGUGGUCUGUGACAACGGCACCGGGUUUGUUAAAUGCGGCUAUGCUGGGUCCAAUUUUCCCGAGCACAUCUUCCCAGCCCUGGUGGGUCGUCCCAUAAUCCGCUCAUCCACCAAAGUUGGCAACAUUGAGAUCAAGGACCUCAUGGUGGGCGACGAAGCCAGCGAGUUGCGGUCUAUGCUGGAGGUGAACUAUCCCAUGGAGAACGGGAUAGUGCGCAACUGGGACGACAUGAAGUACUUGUGGGACUAUACCUUCGGGCCAGAGAAACUCAACGUUGAGCCCCGCAACUGCAAAAUCCUGCUCACUGAGCCCCCCAUGAACCCUAUCAAGAACCGGGAGAAGAUCAUCGAGGUGAUGUUUGAGACGUACCAGUUCGAAGGCGUCUACAUUGCAAUCCAGGCUGUACUGACCCUGUACGCCCAGGGCCUCCUCACCGGGGUGGUGGUGGACUCAGGGGACGGUGUCACUCACAUCUGCCCAGUGUAUGAGGGCUUCUCGCUGCCCCAUCUCACCCGCCGGCUGGACAUUGCAGGACGUGACAUCACACGCUACCUCAUCAAGCUCCUGCUACUGCGUGGCUAUGCCUUCAACCACUCAGCCGACUUCGAGACGGUGAGGAUGAUGAAGGAGAAGCUGUGCUACGUCGGCUACAACAUUGACCAAGAACAGAAGCUCGCGCAAGAGACCACGGUGCUCGUGGAGUCGUACACGCUGCCGGACGGCCGAGUGAUCAAAGUGGGCGGGGAGCGCUUCGAGGCGCCGGAGGCGUUGUUCCAGCCCCACCUCAUCAACGUGGAGGGCGUGGGGGUGGCUGAGCUCCUCUUCAACACCAUCCAGGCAGCUGACAUUGACACCCGGGCCGAGUUUUACAAACACAUCGUCCUUUCGGGAGGCUCCACCAUGUACCCAGGAUUGCCGUCCCGCCUGGAGCGUGAGAUCAAACAGUUGUACCUGGAACGGGUGCUGAAGGGCGACGUGGAAAAACUAUCGAAAUUCAAAAUUCGCAUUGAGGACCCUCCUCGCCGGAAGCACAUGGUCUUUUUAGGCGGUGCGGUGCUUGCGGACAUCAUGAAAGAUAAAGACAACUUCUGGAUGCGGCGGUCCGAAUACAUGGAGAAGGGGAACAGGAUCUUGGAGAAGUUGGGGGUCACGGUGCGAUAGGCGCCUCCCCAUUUCUCCUCUUGCCUUAACGCAUUCCAAGCCGCUAUUUUUCCUUUCCCAUAUCUUUUAAUUUCUUUCUCUGUUGAGUCACAACAAUGCAGGGCUUUUUUGUUGUUGUUAAGCGUGCUUGGGAGCAGAGAAAGAUCUCUUGAACGAAUUUCCCGUUUUGAAAACGGGCAUUCCAAGCCCCUGCAAUUAUUUUUCCAUGCUUCUCCCUCCAUGCAAGUUGCUAGUCCUUAUGGAGCUUGCAGGAACGACUCCCCUCCUCCCCCCCCCCCGCGAAACUAUCACGUAGGAAAGAUGUUCCUCCCCUAGGGCUAAAGGAAGCGGAGGAUCAACCCGACCCACCUCUUGAAGUUUCAUGCUAUACAUCUCUCCUGUGCAGUUCAGGCUGCCAACUUGCCUCAGGGAAUUUCAUUCAUUCCCACCCGCCCCUACUUUUCAUGUCACAAAAAGGGAAUCAAGUUUAAACCGGGGAUGGGGGAUGCGUGGCCUUCCGGAUGAUGUUGGAUUGCAACUUCCAUGAACUGUAUUGGCUUGGGGAUGAUGGGAGUGAAAAAGAUUUGGAUGACUGCAUUUCUACUUCCCAGCUGAAAUACGCCACGCAUCUUCAAUUAAUAGCUCAGGGAUACUGCAGGGAUACUGGUUGAUCACGCACGUCUUACCUUUUAUCUCUCGUGUCUUUCCAUGCCCUAAAUGUGGCUGAAUGACCUCUUUGGCCCACCACCAAAAUGAGAGAGCAAUAAGAAGAAAACGCCGAAGUUGCAUAUCCUGAGAGUAGGAUUUACUGCCUCCUCUGUGGGUGGCUGGGCUUCACUUCUGAAGAAGAGCCUGACUGCAAAGUAUCAGUCAUGAAGGACUGUCUAAGAGCACUCCUGAGAAGUGGUUCCCCACUGCCCCCAACAAAAAAGAUUAGGGAGAAAGAACCAGUUCCAUGUUCCCCUUCCACCCAUUAAAGGUUUCAGUGCUAGCACCUAAAAACAGA